This is a messenger RNA of Aspergillus sclerotioniger CBS 115572, 993 nucleotides long. RefSeq names its product putative penicillolysin/deuterolysin metalloprotease (gene mep20). The record is from RefSeq and is a predicted model, not a curated record. Gene Ontology annotation, biological process: proteolysis. The transcript has 2 exons. Bases 1 to 993 code for a protein of 330 amino acids. Lineage: Eukaryota; Fungi; Ascomycota; Eurotiomycetes; Eurotiales; Aspergillaceae. Gene Ontology annotation, molecular function: metalloendopeptidase activity.
AUGCCUGGUACCAGCCUCGACGUGAUUCUCAGCCAGGUGAGCAACACGCAUAUAAAAGCUGAAGUCAAAAACACCGGCAACGAAGAUCUUACCAUCGUGCAUCUGAAUUUCUUCGGAGACACUGCUCCCAUUAAAAAGGUCUCCGUGUUCCACAAUGAAACCGAGCUCGAUUUCAACGGCAUCAGACAGCGUCUAGUCCUGGAAAACCUCACCCAUGACGCCCUCACCACGAUCCACGCCGGCGAAUCCCUCAUCGACGAAUUCGACAUUGCCUCGACUCUCGACAUCACCGACAGCGGCCCCAUCACCAUCCACACCUCCGGUUUCGUGCCCAUUACCACCGACUCCGAAAUCACCUCCUACCUCCCCUACACCUCCAACACACUCACCAUCACCAUCGACGCCGCCAAAGCCGCCACUGUCCCUAAAGCCCUCACUAUCCCUCCAUCCCUCCACCGUCGAACCAGACUCAGCGACUGCGACGACAACCGGGCCGCCAUCAUGCGUGCCGCUCUCGACAACGCCAUGCGAAUGUCCGUCGCCGCGGCCAACGAGGCCUGGAUGGGCUCCGCCGCCCGAUUGGAAGAAUACUUCAAAUCCUCCUCCCAGGAAACUCGCAGUCUGGUUGCCAAUCGACUAGCUUACAUCGCAGCGGAAGCCUCCCUCAAUGCCGAGAGAACCACCUACUACUGUACUGACAAAUUCCGGGCCUGUGGUCCUCGAACUCUGGCGUAUACAUUUCCCCAGUGGAAUGUAGUAGUGAAUUGUCCCAUUUAUUGGUCGAUAUUGCAGCCGGUGCAAAAGGCGUGCCAUGCCCAGGACCAGGCAAAUACUAUCAUUCAUGAGUUUUCCCAUGCUCCCGGGGUUUAUGCCCCUGGGACGGAUGAUCUGGGGUAUGGGUAUCAGGCUGCGAUGAGGUUGACGGGCAAUCAAGCAUUGAGAAAUGCGGAUACGUAUACUUUGUUUACCAAUUCGGUGUUUGCGGGUUGUUGA